CUGGUGAAUGUCUCCUGCCUGCCGCAGUGAGAGAAUUACCCUCACUUCUCUCUAUUUCUCCCGGGAGUGACGUCGUUAGGCAGCACUUAGUGGCGGAGGAGCGGUGGUUUUGCCUGGGGGCCUCGACUAUGAUCAGAUCAGAUGAGCCCCUCUGAAUCCUGUUGCACUCUGGCUUAGAGAAGACAGUGGAGAGAAGAAGAGGGAGUCAGAGUUCCAUGUGGCUAUCUUCCAUCAACCCCCCUGCCUAUUCCCCUCCAGGAAAAAGGAGUCAGUUGCAGAGUGGAGGAAAACACAAGACUGUGAAAGAAAACAAGAAAACGUCAAAAGACUCAUCUUGAAGGAGGGAGAGAAACACCAACUGGGCGAGAGGAGGGGCUGCCUCAGCCAUGGGCAAACAGAACAGCAAGCUACGGCCGGAGGUGUUGAAUGACCUGCGUGAGAACACAGAGUUCACUGACCACGAGCUCCAGGAGUGGUACAGAGGCUUCCUAAAAGACUGCCCCACGGGCCACCUGACUGUGGAUGAGUUCAAGAAGAUCUAUGCCAACUUCUUCCCGUACGGGGACGCCUCCAAAUUUUCCGAGCACGUCUUCCGCACGUUCGACACCAACGCAGACGGGACGAUAGACUUCAGGGAGUUCAUCAUCGCGCUGAGCGUAACGUCACGAGGCAAGCUGGAGCAUAAGCUCAAGUGGGCCUUCAGCAUGUACGACCUGGAUGGGAACGGCUACAUCAGCCGUGCGGAGAUGCUGGAGAUCGUACAGGCCAUCUACAAAAUGGUGUCCUCUGUCAUGAAGAUGCCAGAAGACGAGUCCACACCUGAGAAGAGGACAGACAAGAUCUUCAGACAGAUGACUAAACAAAUGAAUGGUAGACUGUCCCUGGAGGAAUUCAUCAAAGGUGCCAAGAGUGACCCGUCAAUAGUCCGCCUGUUACAGUGUGACCCCAGCAGUGCCAAUCAGUUCUGAACACACACACUACUUUUAACCCCACGGUCACAUGACUAUGGAGAUUAUAUAAAUAUUGUAAUUAUCAUCACUGUUGUUUUGAAGAUCGUUUGAUUUGUACCGUUACAGUUUCAUUUCAAUACAUAGGAGGAUAAAUGUUUAUAAAAUGUAAUCAUUUUCAUAUUGUAUUUUACUGUAAAUGUAAUAUGUGUCCAUAAGUAUGUUUUAGUAUUCUGAUAGUGUUUGUUGUGCAACAAUGACAUCCAGAAUGAACUGAAGUAUUGCAUAUACAGUAUCAAGCCCCUGAGAAAGGCCCAAGGCCCAAUGAGAAAGAACCAAGGCCCCUGAGAAAGA
Molecule: messenger RNA, 1301 nt
Organism: Salvelinus sp. IW2-2015
Lineage: Eukaryota; Metazoa; Chordata; Actinopteri; Salmoniformes; Salmonidae
Product: hippocalcin-like protein 1
Molecular function (GO): calcium ion binding
Source: RefSeq, a predicted model, not a curated record